UCGAAGCCCUCAUCGCUGUGGUUUCUCCUCUAAAAUCUAUUUUAAAAUCAAGCGAUGAGUGGCACCUAGACGGAACCUUUAAAUGCAGGCCGAGUACUCCGAAAUUCUGUCAAGUUUUCGUCGUCAUGGCCUCCGAACACGGACGAGCUUUUCCCAUAGCAUGGGCCUUGAUGAAGACGCGAACAAUUGAAGCAUACAAUGUGGUUUUCAAAGCGUUGAAAGACCACAUCUCCGAUUUGUCACCCAAAAAUAUUAUAAGUGACUACGAGAAGGCAAUUCGUGCUUCAGUAAGGCAGAAUUUUCCAAAUUCCAAACAUAUUGGCUGCUGGUUCCAUUUUAGUCAGGCGAUCGACAGACAAUCGCGAAAGCUUGGGAUCACGCAUGGCGAAGAAGGCGGUUGCAAUGUUGCCAAAAGAUUGAUGGCGACGGCGCUACUUCCGCAUGAGGUCAUCCCACAAGCUGUUCAAGUCAUUGAGCAGCUUGUCUAUUCAACCCCUCCAGCUUAUCAGACAAAAGCAAUACGUCUAUUGCAAUAUUUCAAAGACGAGUGGAUGAGGAAAGUCACUCCCCAUGCUUUUUCCGUCUUUGGGCAGAAAAAUAGAACAAACAACUGCCAAGAAACGCUAAACAGGAACAUCAACCGUACCAUCGUGCCACAGGGAAACAUCUGGGACUUUUGGGAGGGACUGUUGGCCUUAUCGGUCAAGGAAAUCAACUAUCAUGACGAACUUUCGAGAGGUCUCGAAUGCGCGAGACCAAAAAAAAACAAGUGGCUCCUUCAGGAUAUCAGUAUUGCAAGGUUGCAAAAAAAAUUUGUGGAUGAACGAAUAACUCUGGCGUCUUUUUUGACGUGUGCAUCCCACCGUAUUGCUAGAGUUGUAAUACCAGUCGAAGACAGGAGGGGUGACAACGCCGAGGAUGUUGAGGACGUCGAGUUAAGCAGCCUUGAUGUCGUCCCAGGCGAAAAUCAGGAACAACUAUUGGUGGUGGAAGAUGAAGGUGGAGCGAUGGAUGUUGAAGAAGAAGAACCAGUGGAUUCACAGUUGAAGGAGUACCGAAUGAAAAAAAUAUUCCUUGAAGUACACUCGAUAUUAGAUUGUACUUUGGCCUCCUUCGUCGACAAGCAGGUGGAGGAGCUUAUGCUGGACAUGGAGGACCGUGAGGAAAAUACACCGAGUCAGCCUCCACUACCGGAGUGCUCCAUUUGCUUAACGAACACUGCUACAAGGAUGGCUGUGCCAUGCGGGCAUUUCAUGGGUUGCAGCCAGUGCAUUGUAGCGCAUUUGCAAACCCCCUCCUACUAUAAGGUGGGGGAGGAGCUUGAAUUAGAGGAAAUAAGGCUUCCAAUAAGAUGCAUGCGAUGCAUGUGUCUUAUUGGAAAACUAAUUCGGUCUUUUUUAUGAAGUAGCAAAAAAUUUUAUUUAUUGUAUUGUGUGUAAUUGUAUUGUAUUGUGUGUAAUUGUAUUGAAUUGUGUGUGAUUGUAUUGUAUUGUGUUUAAUUGCAUUGUAUUGUGUGUAAUUGUAUUGUAUUGUGUGUAAUUAAUUUUAUGUAUUGCAGAAUAUGUGAGUGUGUUAUUUAUAAAAUUCUUUUUACAGCAUUUUACUUAACUUACUUUGGAUCAUCUCUGUCAGGGUAGAAUUUUGUAAAUUAAUUUUCAUCCACUUCCCGACGAGCUAGAGACUUGAAACUUUCAGAAUAGAUCAAAACCUAAUGACAAUGCAACUUUUGGAUCGAAUCAAAACGUUGGUUUUUUCAAUAUAUUCAUUAUCUUUUUAGUUUUACAUGUAGGCCUAUGUAUGCUUUUCAGUAAGUUCAUCUGCCAAGACUUUCACGUCACAUUUUGAUAAUUUUCAACCUGUUCAGGAUAGCAUUUCUUUUCCCAGAUGUCACAAUUCAUAUCACAGAAGGUGUUAUUCAUAAAAUACUUUUGCAACAUAAUCAAUAUUAUUUACUAUUAGCUGAUGGAAUGAAUCUUUUUAUUGAUUUUUUAUUUAUACAUUAAUUUCUCCAUAUAAAAUUUUGUUUUGUAAAAAUUAAUCAAAAUACAAAAUGAAUCAUAAUGAAAACUAUUGAAGGUUGCAUUGUAAUCAGGUUUUGAUCUAUUCUGAAAGUUUCAAGUCUCUAGCUCGUCGGGAAGU
Molecule: messenger RNA, 2139 nt
Organism: Nilaparvata lugens (brown planthopper)
Lineage: Eukaryota; Metazoa; Arthropoda; Insecta; Hemiptera; Delphacidae
Exons: 7
Coding region: 126-1403 (425 amino acids)
Source: RefSeq, a predicted model, not a curated record